Molecule: messenger RNA, 897 nt
Organism: Lemur catta (Ring-tailed lemur)
Lineage: Eukaryota; Metazoa; Chordata; Mammalia; Primates; Lemuridae
Gene: MAFF
Product: MAF bZIP transcription factor F
Exons: 3
Coding region: 366-860 (164 amino acids)
Biological process (GO): regulation of epidermal cell differentiation; regulation of transcription by RNA polymerase II
Cellular component (GO): nucleus
Molecular function (GO): RNA polymerase II cis-regulatory region sequence-specific DNA binding; DNA-binding transcription factor activity, RNA polymerase II-specific
Source: RefSeq, a predicted model, not a curated record
CGGGGGCGGGGCCGGGGCGGGGCCGCCUCUCGCGGCCCGAGGGCGGCCGGGGCGGUGACGUCACCGCAUGACUGGGUUUUUAUGAAUGAAAGGAAUCCUGCGAGUGAGUAAUUCCGGGAAGCUCGCCUUACAACUCCGCGCGGCCCCGGCCCCCUGCGCCGCCCGCCCCACAACAAAACUCAGCGCCGCGCUCCCGGGAGCCGGGCUCCGAGCGACCUGCGGUUCGGUUCGGACCGGAGGGGAGGCAGAGCAAGGGACGCGCUGGGACAGCGGCCGCGACAGCCGGGAGACGCGCGCGAGCGAGGCGCGCCAGGCCAAGCGAGCCGAGAGGCGGGUCUCCAGCCCAGAGGGCACCUUCUGCAAACAUGUCUGGGGACCCCUUAUCCGGCAAAGCCCUGAAGAUCAAGCGCGAGCUUAGCGAGAACACGCCGCACCUGUCGGACGAGGCGCUGAUGGGGCUGUCCGUGCGCGAGCUGAACCGACACCUGCGGGGGCUCUCGGCUGAGGAGGUGACGCGGCUCAAGCAGCGGCGCCGCACGCUCAAGAACCGCGGCUACGCCGCCAGCUGCCGCGUGAAGCGCGUGUGCCAGAAGGAGGAGCUGCAGAAGCAGAAGUCGGAGCUGGAGCGCGAGGUGGACAAGCUGGCGCGUGAGAACGCGGCCAUGCGCCUGGAGCUCGACGCGCUGCGCGGCAAGUGCGAGGCGCUGCAGGGCUUCGCGCGCUCAGUGGCCGCGGCCCGCGGGCCAGCCGCGCUCGUGGCGCCCGCCAGCGUCAUCACCAUCGUCAAGUCCACCCCAAGCCCGGGGUCUGGCCCCGCCCCCGGCCCCGCCCCCGGCCCCGGCCCGGCCGCCUGCUCCUAGUGCCCGCCCCGCCCUGCCCCACUCCCCCGGGCCCCGC